Messenger RNA from Oncorhynchus nerka (sockeye salmon), 847 nucleotides. It is a transcript of the gene cdkn3, whose product is annotated as cyclin dependent kinase inhibitor 3. Lineage: Eukaryota; Metazoa; Chordata; Actinopteri; Salmoniformes; Salmonidae. Gene Ontology annotation, biological process: protein dephosphorylation. Gene Ontology annotation, molecular function: protein tyrosine phosphatase activity. The record is from RefSeq and is a predicted model, not a curated record.
UGGUUUGGACACUCGGUGUUUUUUUAAAUCGUAGCUGACAAGCGUUCAUGAACUCUCUGUCAACAUUUGUUACAAAAAACGUCAAUUCAUUGUCUAUUUGCCAGAAACAAUGAGGACCACCAGUGAGUUUGAUUCAUCCUCUGAUGAAGAGGAAAUUUGUGAAGAGCAUCUGACACCUUUCCAGAUCUCCUGGUUGCCCUUGUCCAUAGUGGACUGUUCUCUGUUUCUUGGAAUAUGUCCUUUGCCAGGGUGCAAAUUCAAAGAUAUCAGAAGAAAUUUACUGAGAGAUGUUGGUGAGCUGCAGAACCAGGGGGUGCAGGAUGUGUUUGUGUUCUGUACCAGAGGAGAGCUCCAUAAGUACCGUGUGCCUAGCCUGCUGGAGACCUACAGGCAGCAGGGGCUCGUGGUGCACCACCUGCCCUUCCCUGACGGGGGCACCCCUGAUUUGCAGCAGUGCUGCCAGAUACUGGAGGGACUGCAAGCCAACCUACACAACAACCGGAAGACUGUCAUCCAUUGUUAUGGAGGUCUGGGUCGCUCUGGACUAAUUGCUGCCUGUCUGCUGCUUCAACUGUCAGUCUCCAUGACUCCCAACAAAGCCAUCGAGAUCCUAAGAGAGCACAGAGGGGGUGGGGCCAUUCAGACAGUCAAGCAAUACAACUUCCUGCAUGAGUUCCGGGAAAAAUACUCUGCCUACCAAGAGACCAAGGCAAUCUCAACAGAGCGAUCGGUGUCGCGGUGAUACCAUUCCCCUUCAACAUCAACUGAACUCUGUCCUUUUUAAAUUAAUUGGGAGUAAUAAAGCAUUGAAUAUUAACCGCUCUCAAGAAGAGAUGGUUUGACAUGA